AUUACAAAACCGAUUAAGGAGGAGGAGGAAGAAGAGCGUGUUGUUUGUUUAGGUUGUUCGCAGGCAAAAUGGGGACUCUCUCCUCCUUUGUCUCUGUUUUGGGACUGUUCGUCCUGCUCGCCUGCACAUCGGCAUCUUCGGAUGUGUUCGACAGCGUGCUGGGAAACACGGCCUCCUGUCACAAGUCCUGUGAAAUGACAUACAGUCUGCACACGUACCCGCGGGAGGAAGAACUGUAUGCCUGUCAGAGAGGCUGCCGUCUGUUUUCCAUUUGUCAGUUCGUUCGUGACAGCGAAGACCUGAAUCAGACCAAAUCCGAGUGUGAAUCAACCUGUCGCGAAGCCUACACCCAGUCUGAUGAGCAGUAUGCAUGCAACCUGGGCUGCCAGAACCAGCUCCCAUUUGCCGAGCAACGCAAUGAGCAGGUACAAGUACAACUGGAGGCCAUGAUGCCUCGGAUUCACCUGCUGUACCCCCUGACUCUUGUCCGAGGGCUUUGGGAGGAUGUAAUGAAUCAGGCCCACAGCUUCAUCACUUCCACGUGGACGUUCUACCUCCAGGCCGAUGAUGGCAAAGUUGUCAUUUUCCAGAGUGAGCCACAAGUCAGGUUUUUCUCCCCGUUUGAACUGGAGAAAGAAGUUAAAGAGGAGCCACUACAGAGCUUCCCAGGGUUGAGCAGCCCAGUUUACAAAGAAUACCAUCGCACUAUAAUCCAGGAGAGGGACAGAGAUAUGACCGGGGAUCGCAACUACGAUGAUGAAUACAACCUCUUCAGCUGUCUUUCGAGGAACCCUUGGCUACCAGGGUGGAUCCUUACCACAACUCUGGUCCUGUCUGUGCUGGUCCUGAUCUGGAUCUGCUGUGCCACUGUGGCAACUGCUGUAGACCAGUAUGUACCUGCUGAGAAACUGAGCAUCUAUGGUGACAAGGAGUACAUGAAGGAUCAAAAACUGACCCCAUAUCCAGCGUCCUCCCUGCUGAUCAUCACCUCCAAAGGGCCAGAGGAAGAGGCCGGGCCACUCCCUUCCAAAGUGAACCUGGGCCAGUCUGACAUCUAGAAGCCAAAGCUGUAGCAGAGAAGGGAAAUCCUCCUUUAUUAAUGAUCUAAAGUUGAUUUUUAUCCUCUGGCACAGGACCUGUGCUUCCUAUGGUCUAAACAGGAGUAACUACUUGCAGAACAUUUUGUAUUACUGAUAUAAUGUCUCGUCUCCCUUUUUUUUUUUUUUUUUUUUUUUUUUUUUUGAAGCUUCUAAAAUUGGAGUGAUGGAAUGGUUUAUUUUCUGUAUAUUUGUAUGAUCGAGGCAUUAUAGUAUAGUGAUAUGAGUACAAGUAAAAUAGGUUUGGGGGUUUUCUUAAAUCUUGAUGUGUGCAUUAGCUGUUGGUUGGCUUAUUUUAUUGCAUAAUGUUCAAAUGAACUUUUUGUGACUUGAAGUGAUACAGGUUUCACCUAAACCCCUCAACUUUUGUUAAAAUAGAUUGUGCUAAUACUGCAGACUCUCCCUGUUUGUUCCCAUGUUUCUACUGCAUUGAUUUCCAGAUAUUGAAUUUUACAUAAAAGCCUAAGCUCUUAAUCUUUAUUAAUAGUGACAGCACAUACGGUAGGGUCUUUCCUGCUUCACUAUUGACUGUUCUCGUAAUGAUGAUUCAGAAUUAAAUACAAUGGAGUGAA
This is a messenger RNA of Dicentrarchus labrax (European seabass), 1669 nucleotides long. RefSeq names its product transmembrane protein 59 (gene tmem59). Gene Ontology annotation, cellular component: lysosome; late endosome. The coding region runs from base 69 to 1058 and encodes 329 amino acids. NCBI's taxonomy places the organism in Eukaryota, Metazoa, Chordata, Actinopteri, Moronidae. The transcript is spliced from 8 exons. The record is from RefSeq and is a predicted model, not a curated record. Gene Ontology annotation, biological process: positive regulation of autophagy.